AUGUCGACCGCUCCUGGCUGCGCUGGCUGCCGCGCGUACGCGUCGUAGGGCGAAGGGCUGCCAGGGGGAGAGCUGCUGUUUUUUUUUCCCCCGCGGCGACGGCGACGGCGUCGGUUCAUCCGCGUGCUCCAAGGCCGCUUUCAAGGCCGCCGCGAAUGUCAGGGUAGAAAAAGGAAGAGACACGCGGAGGGAGGGAAAACACGCGUCCGAGGCCCUCGUCUCCUAUCGGGGGUGGGGGGUGGCGGUGGUAGUCGCGUCGCGAGCUGCCACGAGGUUCACGUGCCUUUCGGCCCGCGAUUCGGCGUCCCGAUUAACCGGUACCCCCGCGAUCAUUCCAGAAUGAUGCUGAGACUCCCGCGGAUGCUGCUCGUCGUCGGCUGUCUGCUGCGCUGUCACGUCGCCCGCUCGAUAGCCGCACCUGCAAAAGCGACAAGUCUGGCUUUAUUGGAUGAAAAUGAUAUUACUCUUCGAGAUGACAGUGAUGACGUCACAACAGAGGAGCCGUCUCUCAAAAAAUGCAUUGUCGACGGAAACUUCUAUUCUCAUAGCCAAACGAUACCGACGCAUGACUCGAAUUCGCAUUGCCUGUGCGUCGUCGGCGAAGUUUACUGCUGGUGGCAGAAUUAUAAUUCGAAUACCGCCUCGUCGCUCAGCCCGUCUUCUCUGCGAUCGACCGCGGUGGAAAGCAAUUACACUUCAUCCCUGGGAAUGAGUACGGACAUUGUGGACAGCUUCGAGGCUUCCGGAAAUUUUGAUUCGUCGGUUAGCCAACAAGGACACAUAGAAAUUAAUAUCACUCUUUCAACUACAACGCCUUCCGUACCGACCACUUGUCUCGUGAUGGGAAGGGAGUAUCGACAGGGUGAGACACUACCACACUCAACGGGGAACUGUGUCGAAUGCAGCUGCGGCUCCGAAGGCCGCAUCGAAUGCUCGCCGAGAGAUUGUGUGGAACUGCAACCCGAGAUAUUAGUCGCACCUGAUAAACCCGAAGUACCCGACGGCGAUUUCGAAGUUUUCAACUUAGCGCGGGAUUGGGAUAUCGACGAAAAUUUCUAAAGUAUCUGAUAACGAGUCGUACAAACUUGUCCGGUUCUGAUUGCUGCGAUGUUAUUAACGUUGUCAAAAGGCCAACUAAUCAUUUAAUUAAACACGGCUUCAAGAACUAUUUAAAGGACAGAUUUUCGCAAAGGAAAAUGGAUUUCCAAGGGUAAGUUAAUUCUAAAAUAUAACUACAAGAUGAAACUCGGAAUAAAUGGAACAAAAAAAAAAAGAAAGAAAUAGAGCUGGCAUUUAUUGAUUGGCGUGAAUAAUUGAGUAACAUUUAAUAUCAAAUUUUCUGCAAUAUUUAUCUUAAAUAUAAUUUUAGUUAAAUAAUAAAAUAAUUUGAUUAUGAGAUUGUAGAUUGUAGAAUUUGCGCAAGAUAAUUUUUGAAACAUUAGACGCUCUUCUUUCAUCACAAGGAAGAAUUAUUUUCUUUCGAUCGGAGGAUGUGCCUUCAAUUAUUUGUCUUACAUCACGGAUGUAAUCAAAACGGCGUAGAAGGCAUAGUCCUAAAGUAUCUAGUCUAGAUUUUUUUAUAAAAUCUUCGAGUGAGAAAAAAAGCCUAUCCAUAAUUGAAAUAUUUUUUAUGUAGAAUAUGUAGAUGGAUCUCAUUAAGAUCUCUUAAAUCCUAGUAGACUGAAUACACAGACUUAAACUGAUAAAUUAAUAUGCAUCUAUUUUAUUAGCUGUAAAAGGUAGAUCUUGUUAUAUUUUCUAUUUAAAUAUUAUGUAAAAUGCCUUUAUUUAAUUUUGUUCGAUUUAGAUUCAAUUUAUAAGUCUGAUAAUAAUUUAACUAAUCGAAAAUUCGUAUCUAUAUAGAUUCGAUAUAAGAAUUUUUUGGUAGACGACGGCCUAUAUAAUCCAUAAAUUAGUCAUAACACAUGUACGUCAGCCCGCCUUGUGUACGUGUGAAAGAUGAUAUUAAUGAGCUUAGUCAUUACCAAUCGAUCACAAUAAUAAAAGAUUUAACAAUACUCUUUGUUAUACCUCAUAUCCAAAUAGAUGCAUAAUCAAAUAUUGUAGUGAAGAUCGUGUUAUUUAUAUCACAAUAUAUACAAUAAUUACACAUAUAUAUACAAUGUGUAAAAGGAUAUAUGUACUCAUACAUACGUAUUUACUGUAGAAUAACGCCAGUAAUGAAUAAUGGAAAUCCCUUGUUACAAUAGUUACUUGAUACGUAUAAAAGUUUGAACAGUAAUAAAAUUGUAGGGUCGGAAAGUUGCACCAAUAAGAGAGAAAGAAAGCAUUUAACAAGCCCUUAACAUACCCCAAUAUAUACAUAUAUAUAUAUAUACACAAUAUAUAUUAUAUAUAUCUUUAUACGCGUAUAUAAAUAUCAUAUAUCUGAUAUUUACUAUUAUACUAUAUUAUAUAUUACAUCAAAAUGUGGAGUAAUAUAUAAUAUUUUAAUUAUAAUUGAUCAUAUCAUACAAAAAACCCAAGUAUUAAAAAAAAUAUCAUUAUAUGUAAUGUGCAAUUAAGAUUACAGUCAAAUCUCCGUAUUUUUAGCAUAUUUGGACCAAAUAAUCUUCUUCCCUCUUCUUAACUUUCAUCCUCUCAAAUCCUACUUUUAUUUUUUAAUAACAGAUACAUAAAAUGAAAAUAUCUCGAUUAUGCGCGUAAUGAUAUUUUUAUUUUUUAGGCAUAUGUGGUUAAAUAAAUAAUACAAAAUAGCAAGCAGAAACGGCACAAGAAAAAAUGUUAAAAAUAUGAAAAUUAUCAAAAUAAAAAUUCCGAGGCAAAGAAUAAAGAGGCAAAGAAUAGUAAUAUUAAGAAUACGGAGGUUCGACUGCAUUCAAUAAAACUACAGUUUUAUAGGCAAACCGCGAUGUUUACUUUUAUAACAUAGUUUUUGAGUUCAAUUUUGUAAAUAUUUCCUAGCUGGUUUUUUGAAGGUUGUGUACUCCCUAAUGUACAAAACAGUUGCAUCGUCUGAGUACCGUUUUUGUAAAAACAACAGUGAUAUAGUAAUUUAUAAGCAACUUUGUUAAUGUUAAACUUAUAUAGAAGAAUUUGUAGAAUGUUUUUUUAUCAUUCCGAGAAAUUAUUUUUCAACGUGAAUUGUAUCGAAAUGAUCGAGUUCAAUAUUCUUUUUCAUGACUGAGGAACCACGCAAUACGUAAAAGUGACGAUAGGAUUGCAUAAUUAUAUACUUUUGCAACGACAAGAAAUUGAUUGUUUAUAAAUAAUUAGACAGCUAAAUAUUCUCCGAACGUAUACUUUAUGAAGGUAUUUUGUCUACGAGUUUACAAGAAUUUAGAUCCAGAGAGUUCCUUCAUAACGACUCUGAUUAUUGCUAUUGAUUUUAAAAAUUAAAAUAUAAAAUUGUAAUAUGAAAUAACACAUUUACUUUUUAAUAUUUAUUCUUAAUUGAAGGAACGGAUAAAUAUAUGCAUGCAAAAAUUAAAUUUCGCGCUUUCUUGUCUCUAUUAAUUUUUAAAAUGUUAAUAAUUCUAACGAAAAAUAAAACAGAAGUAAAACAAGUAGAACAAAUACUGUGAAAUCACGAACCAUUCUUUGCAUCUGAGAUAUCUGAUUUAAAACUUUCAAUCUAUCAAAUAUUAAUUUGGAAAUAAUUUUUUACACAAUUUUAAAAAUUAUUUUUUUGUUAAAAAAAUUGAUAUAAAAUUUAAAUUAAUUUUAUUUACUUAGUUUUUAUUAAAAACAAUACUUCUCCGUUUUAUCUACUUGUUCCUUCAGUUAUUAUUAAUGAUUCAGUUAUUAGUAAUGUUUAUGAACAAAAUAAUUACAAUAACACUCAUGCAACGUUUGUAUUAUUAGAAAAGAAAGUAUAAAUAGUAAAAAGAAAAUAAUAUUUUUGAAAAUUCCUCUAUACAAGGAUUAGUUAUAGUUAAAAAUUAGUUAUAAAAUUAGUUAUAGAAUAACUUCCAAUUAUUGACAAUCCUCAUUCGUUGAAUCCAUCAUGAUAUAAAACCUAAACGUAAAUUCUGUCAAUAUUUUGAACAUAUAAAAAUAUAGUAAAACAAUAUUUUAUUUUAAAUGUAAACAUGUUUAGAAAUUACAAAAGAGACCUCUAAUUUAUACAAGGCUUACAUAAGUUUAAAAAAAUGUUUUUGUAAUUUUUAAGAAAUAACUUAUAAAUUAUUCAAAAUUGCUCUUUUUAUUUUUAUGACGUAUUUUGAGUAACUAAUUGCUGUAAUUUUUAACUAAAUAUUGACUAUUUCUUAAUUUUGCUUCUUACGAUAUAAUAAUUCAUAACUUAUCUUUUUUCAAGUCCCUUGCUUUUUUAUUAUAUCUCACAGUUUGCAAGAAAUUUAAAUCAGAACUGCCGAAAGGACGAUCUUUAAUAAAAACCAUUUCUACUCGUCAUCAUACAUUUGCAACACUUUGGAUUGUACUUAUCAUUUGUAUGUCAUUAAUAAAUUUAUUGACAGAAUACAAUAUUAUGUAUGGUAUCCUUUUUCAUGUAUAAAAAUCUGUAAAUUUUUUAGAAAAUUUCUCGUAAGACAAAAAUGGCACAUCAUCGCGGGACCAUUUUAAUGAAAAUAAGUAGACCAUCCAUUAUUGAUUUCGUUCACACUUAUAAUAAUGAUCUCGUACGUCUUCCAGUUAUCUAACAUGGAAUUGUAUCUAUAUAUAGUGUUCCUGCGAUUAUACACAUGUCUUCAUAGAAAAAUUGUAUUCCAAAUAAAGAAAAAUCUCAUGACA
Monomorium pharaonis (pharaoh ant) is the source of this 4713-nucleotide messenger RNA. RefSeq lists its product as uncharacterized. NCBI's taxonomy places the organism in Eukaryota, Metazoa, Arthropoda, Insecta, Hymenoptera, Formicidae. The record is from RefSeq and is a predicted model, not a curated record. The transcript has 4 exons. The coding region runs from base 340 to 1059 and encodes 239 amino acids.